Molecule: messenger RNA, 1794 nt
Organism: Pristis pectinata (smalltooth sawfish)
Lineage: Eukaryota; Metazoa; Chordata; Chondrichthyes; Rhinopristiformes; Pristidae
Product: ADP-ribosylation factor 4-like
Exons: 6
Coding region: 16-678 (220 amino acids)
Biological process (GO): vesicle-mediated transport; intracellular protein transport
Cellular component (GO): plasma membrane; cytoplasm
Molecular function (GO): GTP binding; GTPase activity
Source: RefSeq, a predicted model, not a curated record
UACGACGUUGUGGAGAUGCGGCCUGCUUUGCGGCCUGACGUCAUCCUGUCCCCGUUGGAGCUGUUGCGGUGGCCCGUGACGUGGCAUAGCGCGGGCAGUAGCCGUGAGGGAGGUGUUGCUCGGCCGCUCGCAGCCAUGGGUCUGUCUCUGUCCCUCAUGUUAAAGAGCCUCUUCGCCAAGAGGCAAGUCCGGAUAUUGAUGGUUGGUUUGGAUGCUGCUGGCAAAACAACCAUCUUAUACAAACUGAAACUAGGGGACGUGGUAACAACUAUUCCAACUAUUGGAUUUAAUGUAGAAACUGUCGAAUAUAACAGGACGAACUUCACUGUGUGGGAUGUUGGUGGCCAAGACAAAAUUAGACCCCUAUGGAGGCACUAUUUCCAGAACACACAGGGUCUUAUUUUUGUGGUAGAUAGCAAUGAUCGGGAGAGAAUUCCAGAAGCAGCAGAUGAACUGCGAAAAAUGCUUCAAGAAGAUGAAUUAAGGGAUGCAGUUUUAUUGGUAUUUGCCAAUAAACAAGACCUGCCAAAUGCCAUGAGCGUCAGUGAAAUGACAGAAAAAUUAGGAUUACAGAGACUUCAUAACAGAGUUUGGUAUGUUCAGGCUACUUGUGCUUCAGAAGGAAGUGGCUUGUAUGAAGGGCUCGACUGGCUGACAACUGAACUGUCAAAAUCCUAGACCUGGUGCUGCAAUUUAAUUUGGCAAUUGUAAGUUUUAUUUAACAGGACAGGUUUGGUAAUUUUACCCUAGGUUGUUAUCUAGUUUUCAACUUUCAAAUAUUGUGGUUUCUGAAGCUUUUUUUGGGCAGCACAGCUUAAUUUUUGAACUCAUCAUUAUUGCCAACAUUUGUGGUACAUUUCAUAAAUUGGAAGUUUAAACAGAUAACUUGGUUAUCUCAUGGUGAAAAAAUACAUUUCUUCCAAUUUAUCUCCCAAUUGAAGCCAACUUGACCAUAACUUCUGUAAUAACUUAAGAAAUUAACAUCAAAUAUAUUUGUAACUAAUGAACAUUUUUACUCUACCUUUUUUUGGACUUCUGUGAUACAAAGGUCAUUCCAAAACAAUCUGCUAAAAAAUUGUAUUGAUUAUAUUAUGAAAAUGGUUGCCAGUUACUUUCUAUUUUAAUAAUAUCAGAUGUUGCUUCUGAAUAGAUUUAAGUAGAGUGGUGGAUACAAAUUUUGGAAUCGGGGAAAAGCAUAUUUUCCUAAUGGAGAAUUCAUUGAUUGCACAAAAAUUGCUUUGACUUUAUACUCUUGUUGAUUCUAACAUUAUGGCCAGGGCAACCCAGUUAUGUUGUGUUGAAACAAUUUCAAAGGUCUUUCCACUAUAAUCUUAGCGAUGCUGGCUAGUUUAAUGCAAGAUUAUAUGUUUAAAACAGUCUUGUAGACACCUGUUUUUGGCAAUAUAACCAGUUUCAAUAGACCACAUCCUUCCACCAUUCUUCAUAUUUAAUGGUGCAAAUUCUAAAUGUUUCUUUUUGUCAUAGAACAAGCACAAGCUGUGCACUCCACUGCAGUGUAAAUAUUAUUAAAUGACAAAAAUCCAGUUCUUAAGCAUUCUUGCUUUUGCAUUUCUGUCCACUUCAGUUCUGAUGUAUUGAAAGUUGUAACUUUUUAAAAUGUUGCUUGUUACUUUUGAUAUUGGUGUGUGGUGUAAUAUAGUUAAUGUUGGUUUAUUUGUCCAUGGAUGGGCAAGUCUUCCUGAAACUGGAAAAUCAAAAUUCGGAUAAUGAAAGGUGUCCAUGUAAUCCAUUGACAUAAAUCUAAUGAAAUAAAAGUUUAUACGACAUUCUCAA